AUUACAACUUUGCUCAAUGCGAUAAGAGUUGUAUUGUCUUACUAAAAAACCUAAUUUAUUCCAAAAUGAUACACGACGCCUUGAUAAUUUUAUGGAAUGCUUCGGGAUUGGACGAUAGUGAGAAUAAAAAGGACAUGAAUUUCGCUGAACAGGGUGAUAUUGAAAUUUAUAAUCGAAUAUGUGACAUAGCAAAAUCUCACCAAAAAAUAGAAAAUUUCAUUGAAUCUACCGGAUUCCAUAGUAGAAAAUCGCAGAAUGGAGUGAAACCCUAUGGAUUAUAUGCACAAGCUCUGGGUGAAGGUAUGACAGAGGUACUUCAAUCAUACAAAAAGACUUUGAUAGAAGUUGAAAGUCUUGUUAUUGGAAACCACAAUUACACACUGUCAUUUGUGUACAGCUAUGUUGAGAAGUUUAGGGGAUUAUUUAAUACAUUGAAUAAAAUAUUAACAACAAUUAAACAGAGACGACUUGUAGGAUGCCAGAUCUUGAGUUUAAUUCAUCAAUAUAUUCUUAAUGGUAAUGAAAUGGUUCAUGAAGCUGUUGUCAGAAUAUUCUCAUGUGUGAAUAAAGUAUUCGUCAAUCAACUGUGCACUUGGUUACUAUAUGGAGAGUUAAAAGAUCCAUGUCUAGAGUUCUUUAUUUAUCGGAAUGAAAAAAAUGAAUGUUCUGAUACAUUUCUCUCAUCGCCUUCAUCUAAUACAUGUGAUAAAUCAUUAGUAUCAACCCUUCAAGAUACUACAAUGGAUUGUGGAUAUCAUCUUACUUCGAAUAUGAUACCAUAUUUUAUGCCACUUUCACUGGCACAGGAGAUAUUAUUUAUUGGAAAGACUGUAAUCCUCUUUAGUUUUGAUCCUAAGAAGGCCAAGAGAAGUCAAUGUUUCAUAUCAAGGGGAGUGUUACCUUUGCAGAGGUGUGGAGUUGAUUCUAGAAGAUUUACAAUUUGGGAAGAAAAAGAAGCAGAAUUUCACAAUAAGUUACAAACAUUGAAAAAUCCCGAAGUUUUUGAAGUUGCUAAUUUACGUUGCGUCAUUAGAGAUAUUAAGGAAUGUGUAACCAAACAUCUAUGGGUAGUUGCUGUAGAGGAGGCUCAUUUACUACAUGAGCUUCAACUGAUGAAAGAUUUCUAUCUCUUAGGCCGUGGAGAGUUAUUUCUAGAAUUAUUGAGACUGACCUCACAUAUACUGGACAAGCCCACCAAUAGAACUGCUACCAGAGAUAUGAAUCAUGCAUUUCAGCUUGCCGCUAGAGCAGUUUUCUUAAGCAACAGUACUGAUAUAGAAAAGUUCAAUUUUGAAUUACCUUAUGUCAAACCAAAUAUUUCUGGAAACUCCUCAAUUGAAGAUGAUAGUAGCACAGUGGCUGACGGUUGGUCGAGUAUUGUCCUGAAAUAUGAUUUCAAGUGGCCGUUGCAUCUAGUGUUUACUCCUGAGGUGCUAGCGCGUUAUAACGAUAUGUUCAGAUUGCUCUUACGUAUCAAGAAAACUCAGCAUGAUUUGCAUGCGCUAUGGAAGGCCUACAAACACUCGACCAGUUUCUCCAUGUGUCAACUGCACAACAAAUUGAUGUUCCUUAUGGACAAUCUCCAGCACUACCUACAAGCCGAUGUGCUGGAAACUAACUUCUCUCGUCUUAUGGAUGCUGUGGCGAAGACAAACGACUUUGAACGAUUGAAGAAAGCGCAUGCUACUUUCUUAGCUGAUGUUCUCAGUCAGUCUUUUUUGACUGUUACUUCUAUAUCUCAGCAUGAGAGCGAACACAGUGACACAACAGACUCCAUUAACAACCCAGUGUUCUGCAAUAUAAUGGAGCUGUUGAAAUUGUGCGAUUCUUUUUGUAGUAUGGGCGAAUUAGCUUCGGACAGGGAGACCGAAGACUACUACAUUCGGGGAUAUUCUGACAGAUUCAACAAAUUAGUGAAACAACUAAUGCAACUUUUGGUGUCUUUGCGGGACCGUCCUUGCGGAGUAUUUCUGGCUAGGUUACUCAUGAGAUUAGAUUACAAUCGGUGGCUUAGCGGGGAAGCUCAGCUAACGCAAUCAGUCACUAAUAUGCUGCGAUAUUAAUAUUAUAGGACAAUGUCUUGAAACAUUAACAGAGAUGUAAUGAGGAAGUAUCAACCUAGAUGUCGCUACGGUACUUUCCUGAUUUCUCCAUGACAACCCUUCCAGUUUUCUUUCAUAUAUAAAAGUAAAUUAGUUUUCAAAACUCAGUGGAAAACAACUCAUAUUCUGUUUGUACUUUUUCGUACUUGAUAUUUAAGUUUCGAACUUUGCACAGUUUUAUAUGUUAGUUAAAAGGAACGGAAAUUACUAUCUUUGGUCCAUACGUUACCUGCAAAAAAAACUUUUGCUAGAGUCGCCAUUAAGUGGAGGUGCUUUUUUAGUGCAUUCUUUUAAUACUUCCUCAUUGUGAUAUGCAAGAUUUGGUUAACCUUAGAAAAAAGUCUUUUUAUCAAAGAGUAUCUUUUCUCCUUACAGUACAUAUACUAUAUUUGUUGUAUCUUGUGAAUAGUAUAUGUAUGGUUAUUAUGAUUUUGCUUAUACACAUUGUUAAAAUAAAAAUAAAGUACUACAAAAUCAGUGCAUGAUAGGGUAAAACCCUAUGAAUCUACUUGUAAAUAAUGUUAUCAGACUUUUUAUGGUUUUUAAUUUAAACUAUCGUUAAUUCAUAUAAAUUGCUUCAU
Messenger RNA from Diatraea saccharalis (sugarcane borer), 2683 nucleotides. The record is from the annotation of a GenBank genome assembly. NCBI's taxonomy places the organism in Eukaryota, Metazoa, Arthropoda, Insecta, Lepidoptera, Crambidae.